Artibeus jamaicensis (Jamaican fruit-eating bat) is the source of this 810-nucleotide messenger RNA. RefSeq names its product ret finger protein like 4B (gene RFPL4B). NCBI's taxonomy places the organism in Eukaryota, Metazoa, Chordata, Mammalia, Chiroptera, Phyllostomidae. Bases 1 to 810 code for a protein of 269 amino acids. The record is from RefSeq and is a predicted model, not a curated record. The transcript has a single exon. Gene Ontology annotation, molecular function: protein binding.
AUGUUUGCAAGACUGCGAGACGAAGCCACCUGUUCAGUUUGUCUGGAAAUUUUCAACUGUCCCAUUUCUCUCUCCUGUAUGCACAUGUUCUGCUAUAACUGCAUGCAACUUUGGUUGCAGGAAAUGAAAGAUCUGAAAUUAACCUGCCCCGUAUGUCGAGGAGAAAACCAGAAACCACCUUUGGAAGAAUGGCAAGUUAGUGUACUCUCACUUCUCAUCAGACAGCACCAUUUCCUCCUGGACCAAAGUCUGUGCAUGACAGAGAGGCUCUUGAAGUUCCAGGAGGAUAUGACUCUGGACACAGUCACUGCUAACUCCUGCCUUGUCCUCUCUGAGGACCUAAGGAAAGUCCACUGUGGGAAGAUCUGCCACAACUCGAUGGAAGAUCCCCAGAGAUUUGCCGGUAUGGCCUGUGUCCUGGGCACCCCAUGCUUUUCCUCUGGUCGCCAUUACUGGGAAGUAGAAGUGGAGGAGGGGAAGGAGUGGGCUCUGGGAGUCUGCAAGGAAUCAGUCGACAGAAAGAAGAAGAGCAGCUUCUCCUCAGAGCAUGGUUUCUGGACCAUUAGCAUGAAGGCAGGAGCAAUAUACUCUGGCUCCAUCCCAGACACCAGAAUUCCUGCAAACCCUGGCCUUAGACGCAUAGGAAUUUUUCUAGAUGUUGAGAUGAAAGAGAUCAAGUUUUUUGAUGUUAGAAAUGAUACCCUUAUCUGUACUCAUAGUGAAUUGUCUUUGGACCCUUUGCGUCCAUUCUUUUGUCCUGGGUUGCCCGGAGAAGAAGACAGUGGUGGCCUACUGAGCAUUUGCUCAUGA